CAAGGUGGGGGGCAAAUGGUGUGCUCUGUGAGAUGCCGGUGUUGAUAACUGCCUUACUAGGCACGAACCCAACGUGUCUUAUGCAUGCAAGCAGGGCUCUGCCAUGUUGAGCAGAACGGCAAUACCGUCUAUCCCAAGCCUAACUUCAUCAGGCGACCAAUCCUUUACGCCUUGGAACCCGGCCACAGUCUUAGAAUGAGCUUAGACGGUGCCAGCUGUCCCAGCCUUCCGACCGAGAUCCUCAAAAUUGAGGACAAAGAAAAUUGGGGAAGCAUUUCCAGGCUAUGAAGUUAGGCAUGAGUGCAGUCAGUCUUGGAUUGGCGUCGACAUCGCCGUCUGAGGGCAUUCACAGCCGCUAGUUUCAUCGUCUCCUAUGACUUCGACGACGGAGACAUUCGGGAUCAACAAAGGCGCGAGGAUGUAUAAAUCGUCUAGUUUCCUUCAAGGGAAAAUAGAGUAGCACAGAGCUCGAUAGAAUAUCACUUACCAGAAGUCAUUACUACAUACCUCACAGACCACACCUCACACCAAUCCCCUACUGACCGGACGCUCAGUGGUAGCCCAAUCUCUCUUGCUCAUAUCUAGCAGAGCUUCACACACUCCCAUUCAAAGAUGUCUGAAACCAACUCAAAUCAACAGCUCGAGGUGUACACCAAGCCAGAGGGAGGCUUUUUCAGCCUCACAUCCAUCACCGAAGCUUACAAAAAGGCCCUCAGCGUUGCUUAUCCGGCCACCAAGGACAUUGCCGACGAGUUCUCCGGCAGGAUCCCCGACAUUGUCAACAAAGCCCGGCAGAGAGUCUCCGACCUCGUCUUCAACGUCCAAGAGCUGAAGUGGGAGAUCGAACAGGCUCGUCGCACCAUUGUCGAGACGAAUGACAAGUUGCAUGCGCUUCUCAAUCAGGAGGAGAUCAAGGACGAUCCGUUGGAGUGGGACAUUGAGGAGCAGAAAAAGAACAUCGACGGACCACCGGAGAAACCAACCAAGAGAUAUUAUACGCCGAAGAAUCAAGAGAAGUUCGCCUGA
Podospora pseudocomata is the source of this 1026-nucleotide messenger RNA. RefSeq lists its product as uncharacterized. The coding region runs from base 613 to 1026 and encodes 137 amino acids. The record is from RefSeq and is a predicted model, not a curated record. The transcript has 2 exons. Lineage: Eukaryota; Fungi; Ascomycota; Sordariomycetes; Sordariales; Podosporaceae.